AGUGCUGGUUGGCCAGCCUGCUAGGGUGUCGGCAGGAGUGGCAGUUGGGAAGGGGAGAAGGCUGUAGUGGAAACGAAGAGUUUCGCAUACUGCCGAACAAUUUUGUAGUAUGCAAAAGAUGCUGACCUUAAUUGCCAACGUGCUCAAAGGCAGUGCCGCCAAGAAUGGAACAGCUGCUGAGCAGGCAACCCGUAUUGUGGUAGCAACUCGGACGUAUGCUGACUUUGCAUCUGAAGCCACUUUUGACAUUAAGAAGUGUGAUACUCACCGUCUUGAAGAUGGUCCUCCUACCAAGUCAGUUCUGACACGAGAGGAUGCUUUGAAAUACUACAGAACAAUGCAAGUGAUCCGCCGCAUGGAACUCAAGGCAGAUCAGCUGUACAAGCAAAAAAUUAUUAGAGGCUUCUGUCAUUUAUAUGAUGGCCAGGAAGCAUGUGCAGUUGGAAUUGAGUCAGGCAUCAGGCUUACAGAUCACUUAAUCACUGCAUAUCGGGCACAUGGCUAUACUUAUACUCGAGGGGUGUCCGUACGUGAAAUUUUGGCUGAACUUACAGGAAGAAGAGGUGGAUGUGCCAAGGGAAAAGGUGGCUCAAUGCACAUGUAUGCUAAAAAUUUCUAUGGUGGCAAUGGUAUUGUAGGUGCACAGGUACCUCUGGGUGCAGGUGUUGCUUUGGCCUGCAAAUAUAAAGGAACUGAUGAAGUCUGUGUGAGUCUGUAUGGAGAUGGUGCAGCUAACCAGGGUCAGAUAUUUGAAACCUAUAAUAUGGCAUCUCUUUGGAAGCUACCAUGCAUCUUUAUUUGUGAAAAUAACAAGUAUGGAAUGGGCACAUCAGUGGAACGAGCAGCAGCCAGCACAGAUUAUUACAAGAGAGGAGAUUUCAUACCUGGCAUUAGAGUUGAUGGUAUGGAUGUCCUUUGUGUGAGGGAAGCCACAAAGUUUGCUGCAGACCACUGUCGAUCUGGGAAGGGACCGAUUGUAAUGGAACUGCAGACUUACCGCUACCAUGGGCACAGCAUGAGCGACCCUGGGAUCAGUUACCGUACAAGAGAAGAGAUUCAGGAAGUGAGGAGUAAGAGCGAUCCCAUCUCGAUGCUCAAGGACCGCAUGCUGAACAACAAUCUAGCCAGUGUGGAGGAACUAAAGGAGAUUGAUGUUGAAGUGAGGAAGGAGAUUGAAGAGGCUGCUCAGUUUGCAACUACAGACCCCGAGCCCCCACUUGAAGAACUGUGCAACCAUAUUUUCUAUAAUGAGCAGCCAAUGGAAGUCCGUGGCACCAACCCUUGGAUGAAACUGAAAUCCAUCAGCUAAAGAGAAAGACGGUCUGUUACUCCGAUUAAGUGUUCAUUCAUGCCUUGGUGUCGGCCAUCACGUCUUUACACAUGAAAACCUUAUGAUACAGCCUGACAUGAAUUGGCUGAACUUAUUUUAGGAGAAUUUUUAAAAGACAUUGUUGCCCUUAAACAUGCCACUGUCCUGUUAAGAUGCCAUGCGUUUUACAUUGUUCAACAGAUUUUCCUCUGAUCACGCCCAGAGGAGACCACCCAGCCUGGAGUUUUGUUACCCUAAAAUAAAAACUGUGGAUUUAUUUUUCUUUCCCUUAA
This is a messenger RNA of Polypterus senegalus (gray bichir), 1602 nucleotides long. Its product is annotated as pyruvate dehydrogenase E1 component subunit alpha, mitochondrial. The coding region runs from base 110 to 1309 and encodes 399 amino acids. The transcript is spliced from 12 exons. Gene Ontology annotation, biological process: pyruvate decarboxylation to acetyl-CoA. Gene Ontology annotation, cellular component: intracellular membrane-bounded organelle. The record is from RefSeq and is a predicted model, not a curated record. Lineage: Eukaryota; Metazoa; Chordata; Cladistia; Polypteriformes; Polypteridae. Gene Ontology annotation, molecular function: pyruvate dehydrogenase (acetyl-transferring) activity.